Messenger RNA from Stegostoma tigrinum, 5362 nucleotides. RefSeq names its product adenylate kinase isoenzyme 1-like. Bases 361 to 2103 code for a protein of 580 amino acids. Gene Ontology annotation, molecular function: nucleoside diphosphate kinase activity; ATP binding; AMP kinase activity. Gene Ontology annotation, biological process: ATP metabolic process; nucleoside triphosphate biosynthetic process. The record is from RefSeq and is a predicted model, not a curated record. Gene Ontology annotation, cellular component: cytoplasm; cytosol. NCBI's taxonomy places the organism in Eukaryota, Metazoa, Chordata, Chondrichthyes, Orectolobiformes, Stegostomatidae. The transcript is spliced from 14 exons.
GCCAUGAACGUAGUCACAGGCUUAAUAUGAAGGCGUCGGCGCGUCACUUUUACUGCUAGUGUUACUUGUAGAAGGAAGGAGAUUGGGAACAUAACAGAGAGAAAAAGACAGGUGAACUAGCAGCAAUAGAUUGAGUAAGGCUCGCAACGAUAGAGCUGAGUGUGUUAAAACUUACAGGAUUGUUAAAGCUGAUGCAAACACAAAGAUUAUCGGGAUUGCAACGAUGUGUUUUGACAGCUGAUCUGAAGAUUUGCUCCCUUGUGUAAAGGAGACAGACAGAGAGGUUUGUUUUAACAAAUACAAGAGGCUUUCCUGCCAAAACAUUGGAGACUUCAGCGCUGUGAGUCCGGAUAAAGCUGAAUGCAAGACAGGGGCAGCUUGAACAGUAACCCUGAGCCGUGGUCAGUGGCAGCACUUAUGCACUCGGCUUCAGCUUGCGAGAUGAACUCCGGCAAUGCCAAAGAUUACCUUUCCAAAAAGGAGAUACCUCAACUGUUCGAGAGCAUGUUGACGGGGCUGAUGUACUAUCGGCCUGAUGACCCGAUUGAGUACCUCGAGGGAUGUUUGCAGAGAGUUCGAGAGCUGGGAGGCCUGGAGAAAGUGAAGUGGGACAUGUUUAUUACCCAGGAGCGUCAGCCUUUGCCCCCAAUUAACGGUGGGCAAGGGAAGAAGCCAGUAUUCCGAUCAGAACCAAACGUUGCUCCUUAUCGUCGCUAUGACCGUCUGCCUCCAAUCCAGGCUCAGUUUUCAAUUGAAAGUGACUCUGAUAUGACAGAAUCAUCUGGGCUGAUUCAAGAAUAUGAGGUGUUUGACCGAACCAAGGCCAGGCCAUGCAUUAUUUUUGUCAUUGGUGGUCCUGGGAGUGGGAAGGGAACACAGACGGCCAAGAUGGCUAGGCAAUAUGGAUUCGAGCCCGUUUCGGUGGGAGAGAUCUUACGUCGACAGAUGCUGCACCAUGCCACCAGUGACCGCAAGUGGGAGCUCAUUGCACAGAUCAUUGCCAAUGGGGAGUUGGCUCCUCCAGAGACAGCUAUUGAGGAGCUAAAGCAUCAGUUUAUGAAGCACCAGGAUGCAAAAGGCUUCAUCGUGGAUGGGUUUCCCAAGGAGAUCAGCCAAGCGUUUACAUUUGAAGAGCAGAUUGGUUCCCCCGACCUGGUUCUGCUGCUGGCCUGUUCCAACCACCGCUUACGACAGCGCCUGGAGAAGCGAGCCGUGCAGCAGGGUAGGCCAGAUGAUAACAGUCAUGCCAUCGAGCGCAGGGUGGAAACCUUCAAACAGAACAUCAACCUGAUCGUGAAGUAUUACCAGGAGAAAGAGCUCAUUGUUCGGUUGGACGCAGAUCGUGAGGAGGAUGAAAUAUUCUGUGACAUCAAUGCUGUGGUUUUGAAGAGACUGUUCCCAGCAGGAAGAGACGAGCUGGCUGGGCAGGAGAUGCAGCGGGCCUGUGACAAGGGAGUGAGAGAAGGGGACUGGCUGGAUGUACAGACGGAAGGCUCGUCACCCACAGAGGACACCGCAAUGGCAGAUAAACUGAAAGAUUGCAAGAUUAUCUUUGUUGUUGGUGGCCCGGGAUCCGGCAAGGGAACUCAGUGUGAGAAGAUUGUACAUAAAUAUGGCUACACCCACCUAUCCACUGGGGACCUGCUGAGGGCAGAGGUCAGUUCUGGCUCGGAAAGAGGGAAGAAUUUCCACAAAAUUAUGGAGGGAGGAGAACUCGUGCCUCUGGAAACUAUCCUGGAAAUGCUGAAGGAGGCUAUGAUUGCAAAAGCCGAUGUCUCAAAGGGCUUCUUGAUCGAUGGCUACCCUCGGGAAGUGAAGCAAGGCGAAGAAUUUGAGAAGCGGAUUGGGCCUCCCUCCCUGCUCUUGUACAUCGAUGCUGGAAAGGAGACAAUGAUCAAACGGCUCCUGGGACGAGGAAAGACUAGUGGGCGUGCUGAUGAUAAUGAGGAGACCAUCACAAAACGCCUGGAGACCUAUUACAAAGCAACUGAACCAGUCAUCAACUUCUACCAGCCCAGGGGCAUCAUUAGGAAGGUAAAUGCAGAGGGUACAGUGGAUGAGGUCUUCGCUCAAGUUUGUGCUGCUCUCGAUGCGUUGAACUGAACGGGGCACUGAAGUGUCUUAACAAUGUCCCUCCUCUCCCUUUGGCCUCUGGAGAAGCCUUUAUCCUCCUGGGGUCACUUUCAGUCAAUCAUGGACAUUGUUACAAAGAAAGCGGCUUCAUUGGUUAAACUGGGAAUCCAAAGGCUUCACAUCUGAAAAUUUGAUUGGGUCCAUUUUUGCAUAUUGUGGUGGCAUUGCAAGUGAUUGGGCGAUACCCAACUGAACCAUAAAUUUACGUCUUCAAUCAUGGAUCACUGAACACCAUCUCCCACUGAAGAGAACGGGAUCCAGUGGCACUGGAGAUCAGUACAACCCUCUGCACAAGCAGUUGCUUGACCCUGGCUCUCAUUGCUCUGCACCCCCAGCGCCUACCUACUACCAGGAGGGAAAUGGGCGCAGAUAUGCCAUUGCCCUUUUUGUGUUCUCCGUAGGUUAUCUGUCGAGAAGAAUCAAUCGCAGUGAAGUACUCAAACUCCCUACAAGACAUUUUGCUUUACUGGAGAUUGCAAUCACUUAUGGCUAGUUUCUGUAUUUGACAGUUUCUGCCACUUUAUGGAGAUUCUGAUUUCCCAGUCGUGGUCAAGUCAGUAAUUUAGUCUAAAACUGUCAACAUGUCACAGAGUGUUAAACUGCUCUAUUUUGUGUGAAGAUUGUUCUGAGUGAACAAUAUCUUGCCACACUUCAGUUUUUGAUCUGCUGUCUGGAGUGGGCAGCUGGGAUUGAAUCUUUUCCUGUGCUAAACAGUUUUUUUAAGGGGUUGAUGGGCGGCAGGGACAUGGAGGGUGUUCCAGUUUGUAGAUGAUGCCAUUAAAUUUAACCCCAAAUUGGACAAUGCUCCAUCUAUCCGAACAUCUGAAAUAGUCACUAUUGCAUGUCAAAUCCAAACUCCAGCAACAUUUUAGCUACUCUUGUACAGCUGAUCUUAUUGUCACCUCUUCUUCUUUUUCCAUAUUUUAAAAUCAGUUUGUUUUUGCCUGUUUAAUCUGUUGGUACCCUUUUCUUUUAAUGAGCUUCAGAAAUCAUUAUUAAAAUAGGUCACUUCCCACUGUGCUUUUCCCAUUUUCUUUUAAUGUGAGGGAGAUUGUGCCCUUCAUCAGCUCCUCCAAUCUUUAAUAAGAAAAAACUGCCUUCUCAUUGCAAGCAUCAUCCAGCCAAUCCAAAUACCUAACUUGAUGGUUGACAUUGGAUCAGGCCAAUCAUUGGUAUGACAGAAUUGUGGGUGGGGCUUUGCUGAAGGAGCCUGUCUCAGAGCCCAAAACCAGCCAGACAAAUCGGAAAUUGCAGAAGACCAUUCAGCCCAUCAUGCCUGUUCUGCCAUUCAAUGCAAUCUUGGCUGGUCUCUAUCUUGGAUGUGGAUGUUGGACUGGGAUGGACAAGGUCAGAAAUCACGCAACACCGGGUUAUAGUCCAACAGGUUUUAAAAACACACAGGCUUUUGGAGUCUUACUCCUUCUUCAGAUUAAUGAGAGAGGUAGUAUCAGUCACAGAAUUUAUAAGUAAAGGAUCAAAGGGUCACACCACUGAUGUGGAUGUACAUAAUAAAACCAGUCCGACUCCAAACCAAAACACAGAUUCUAAGCAAGGCGAAACAUCUAAUAUGCAUUGACUGAUCUAAUAUGUCACCUCUUCUUUACACUGAUAAAACCUGUAUUUCUCUCAGGACUGUGACUUCAAAAGAAUUUGGGGAUUUACAUAUACAAACUAAUCAAUUAAAACAAUCUAACUGAUUAAAGAAUUAACAGCAUCUUAGGUUUGUUUAAUACAUCUUCAAAGGGUCACACCACCGAUGAACUUUUACUUAUAAAUUCUGUGUCUGACACUACCUGACUCACUAACAUCUGAACAAAAGGUAAGACUUGUGUUUUCAAAUAAACCCAUUGGAUUAUAACCUGGUGUCAUGUGAUUUCUGGUCUGUAUCCUAUCACUAUCCAGCCACCUUGACUCCAUAUUCUUCAGUGCCCUUGUGACUUAUUAAUGAAGUUGUAAACAGUUAUUAUCAAACAAAGCACUGUAUUCACUGAGAAACGAAAUCUUUGUACCCUAACCAAAGUUUGCUUUCGCCAGUUUUUGUUGAGAUAGUAACUGAAGUUAAACAAAGGAUUUAGGAGCAGGGAUGGGCCAUUCAGCUCAAUGAGCCAGCUCUGUCAUUCAAUAAGAUCACGGCUGAUUUGAUUUCUGCCUCAGACCCACAUUCCUGCCUACUUCUGAAAACCUUGAGUUUCUUCAACACAGUGGAUGUCGGAAGCAGAAAGGAAUGCGAAGUUUGGCAUUCUGUCAAUGGUUACCUUUUUUUUCCCUGACCUAGGCCUGUAUUUAUAUAUUCCAUUUCAUAUUCCUUGGAACUCCUUUCCCCUUUUUAAGGAGAGUCAUUGGAGACUCUAAGCCAAUUUUCCAUUUAAAAGAAGUCAGUAAUUUUCCACUAUAUACAAUCUAACAUGGGAAGCAGAGACCUUUCUGUGCUAAUAUCAAUCCAGUUACAGAGUAUCUGUGUAUCAUAUUCUCAGAAUAAAUUUUAAGCAGCCUGACAGUUACAUAUUUUUAUUUUGAGGCAAAGUUGUGAGUGCAGUCCUUUACAGGGCUCUGCAUCACUGUGCAUGGUCAUAGAUCAAAGCAAGAAACUUACAUAACAAGGCAAGAAAUUUACAGAUGAAAUAUAACUUUCUGUCCAUAUAAAAUCUUAGCAAGGGCAAUCCAUACCCCCAAUUGUUAAAUAACACUUAAUUCUUUUUAUUUUCCUUUUGUAAACACACAUUGCUUUAAAGCCUUGUAUGGUAUUUAGAUGGGUGAGCCAGUUUGGGCUGGAGUGGGGUGGGGACAGUGGUGAAGCCACAAUGUCAUUGUGUGAAACAGAAUCCAGAGUGACCAUUUUCUAAUAAAUCUUACUGUGGAUUAUUGGUAAAAAGAACAUUAAACUGCGCUUGUAUGAAUUUUCUUUGGUGUUCUUAAUUCAACUGUUAAUGAUUAAUGCCUUUGUUAUAACAGCAAAGAAUUUCAAACAGUCCUCUUGAUGUGUUCAACACCAAUAUCACACAUUGUGAGUUCAAAGCAUUAGUAAUUUGUAGAAGUAUUCGAACCAGUUGUAGAUGUGCAACAUUUUUGUCUUCCCAUGUUGUCAACCAGACCAGUAAUUUUUUUUUCCUUAAUACUGUUACAAACAAAGCCAAAUAUGUACCGGUAUUUAUUGGAGCCUCAACUCAUCAUUGGACUGGAGGAGGUGAUUGAAUGUAAAUUUAAUAAAACAGAACUGACCUCACCAAUA